AUGAACCCUUACUUUGGAGGUGGAAUGGGGAUGCCACAAGCACAAUUUCCUUACUUUCAAGGUGGCAUGGCCCAAGGUUAUGGGCAAGAUCAACAACAAGCUCCUCAACAACAAGGGCAAGGAGUUGGGAUGCAACAUCUCUUAAACCAAAUGUAUCCCAAUUUCUUGCAACAAUUUGCUCAAAAUUUCCCACAAGGAGUUCCCCCGAUGUUUCAACAAGGUGUACAACCACCCAUGGCGGCCCACUUAGCCCCGGAAUUUGAGGAAGAGGAUUGUAUUUUGUACCCGGGGGUUGACGCCAACAACUUCGAGCUUAAGACAUCCCUUAUUCAAAUGGUUCAAGCCAAUCAAUUUGGGGGUGCAAGAGUUGAGGAUCCAAAGGCCCAUGUUGUACACUUUGAUAGGAUUUGCAACACAAUCAAGAUGAAUGGAAUUCCUACCGAUGCUAUCAAGUUGAGAUUGUUUCCCUUCUCAUUAAGGGAUAAAGCAUUAAGUUGGCUAAACUCUUUCUCGGCCAACCAUUUUUUGACAUGGGAGCAACUAUACAAGGCCUUUAUGCAAGAAUAUUGCCCUCCUUCCAAGGCCGCAAAAUUGAAGAAACUUAUUCAAAACUUCCAACAAUUUGGAAAUGAAAAUCUACAUGUGGCAUGGAAAAGGUUCAAGGAUUUAAGGAGACAAUGCCCCAAGAACCUGCUGACUCCGGGGGACUUCAUAUCAUCUUUCUAUGAGGGACUAUUGGAUAGUUCCAAGAUCAUCCUCGACACAUCAUCUUAUGGAGGAAUUUUCAUGGAUAUGGGGCCGGAUUAUGCGGAACAAUUGAUAAAGAGAAUCACUUCCAACACGGAAUCUUGGUAUAAUGAAAGAAGUGAACUUCCCAAGAAAGAAAGACCGGCCGGAAUGUUUGAAGUGGAUGAUAAGAUGGCCAUGCAAGCCCAAUUGGAUUCUAUCCAACGUAUGCUCAAGCAAAUGAUGCAAGCUCCCAAGCAAAGUGUGCAAGCGGUUAACCAACCGACACUUCAAGGUCCUAGUAUGCCAAGUUCUUAUUCUUUGCCACAAUCACCAUGCAAUUCACCGGGACCUCAAAGUAUCGCUAUAGUUGCUUGUUGUGCCAUUUGUGGAAGAAAUCAUGCCUCUCAAUCUUGUCAACUAUUGGAUCCAAGUGGCCAAGGGUCAUUCUCAAAUAUGGAACAAGUGGAUGCAAUAGGGUUCUCUAGGCCUCAAGGGCAAGGUUUCCAAGGAUAUGGUCAACAAAGGAAUCAAUUUGGAGGUCAAUUUGGAAAUCAAUACGGGAAUUCAUGGAACAACCAAGGAAGGAACCCACCCCCGGGUUUUCAAGGAAAUCAAGGCAAUAGGGGUGGAAAUCAAGCGGGUUUUCAAGGAAAUCAAGGCAAUAGGGGUGGAAAUCAAGGAAACAAUCAAGGAAAUCAAGGCAAUAGGGGUGGAAAUCAAGGAAACAAUUGGAGGGGUCAAGGCAAUAGGGGUGGAAAUCAAGGAAACAAUUGGAGGGGUAAUCAAGGCCAAGGUCAAUGGAACAAUCAAGGUGGUCAAGGGUAUGGUAACAAUCAAAAUCACCAAGGGACUUCUAACUCUUCCCAAGAUCCGGAUAUGAAGACUUUCAUGACAAUGAUAAUGAACCAAAUGAGCAAGUUGCAAACUGAAGUGGAAAGUAUGCGGACUCAACAACAAAGUGGGGGAGCCCAAGGUUCGAACCAAGCCUCCUCUUCUAGUGGUAAGCUACCGGCUAACACCGAAAAUCCAAGAAAUCAUGUGAAUGCAAUCACCACUAGGAGUGGGAAGGCUUUGAAGGAUCCACCAUACCCAACCAAUGACAAAGAGCUUGAGAAAGAUAAUGAGAAAAAUGAGAGUGAACAAGAGAAAGAAGAAGUGGAAAUACAAGACAUUCUUGAGAGUGACAAUGAGAAGGAGCCUAUCAUUCAAAGAGACAAAGCAAAAGGGAAGACUCCUAUGCAAGUUGAAAGCAAUGAGAACAAGAAGGGUGCACCAAAGGACAAACAAACACAUGACUCGGUUAUACCAUGUAACCUCUUACCAUUUCCACAAAGGUUGUGGAAGUCAAAAGAUACCGAGAGAGAGAACAAAUUUAAAAUGAUGUUGGACAAGCUUGAAAUAUCUAUGCCCUUUGUUGAUGCCGUUACUCAAAUUCCUUCUUACAAAAAGUUCUUGAAGGACAUUUUGAGUAACAAGAAGAAGUUGGAAAAGAGUGCGGUGGUUGAUAUGAGUGAAGGAGCUUUGACAUGUGCCGUUCUCCAAAAACAUUUGCCACCAAAGUUGAAAGAUCCCGGGAGCUAUGCUAUUCCAUGCAUUGUGGGAGGAUUUGUGGUAGGCCGUGCCUUAUGUGAUCUUGGAGCUAGUGUGAGCCUCAUGCCGUAUUCCCUUUGCAAGAGGCUCAAUCUCGGUGAACCUAAGCCUACCACAAUGACUCUCCAAAUGGCAGACCGUUCAAUUAAGCGCCCGGUUGGUGUGCUAGAGGAUAUCCCGGUCAUGAUUGACCAAUAUUUCAUUCCGGGAGACUUCGUGAUUCUAGACAUUGAGGAGGAUACCAAGGUCCCCAUUAUCCUUGGUAGGCCUUUCUUAGCCACCGCCGGAGCCAUCAUAGAUGUGAAGAGAGGCAUGCUCGUGAUGGAAGUGGCCGAGCAUAAAAUUGAGUUCGAUAUAUUCAAAAUGGCCAAGCACCAACCUUCCUACGUGGAUGAAUGA
Molecule: messenger RNA, 2718 nt
Organism: Ipomoea triloba (trilobed morning glory)
Lineage: Eukaryota; Viridiplantae; Streptophyta; Magnoliopsida; Solanales; Convolvulaceae
Exons: 1
Coding region: 1-2718 (905 amino acids)
Source: RefSeq, a predicted model, not a curated record